AUGGCAGCCCCGGCCCCUUUGACCGAUGAUGUCCAAUGGCCCGAUCUGGAAUGUCUUCGAAGCGAAAUUCAGCAGAAGGAGAGCGAGCUCCUUGCUCUGAAACGCCGCUUGCAGGCGAUAUCCCAGCCAAGCACUCCCCAGCAGGAGCGAAGACCUUCGCAAUCCGAUGAGUUCGAGAAGCCUCUCUCGGUAGUUAUCCCGAUGGGAGGUCUGGGUACUGAGUUUGCCGAAGCGGGCUUUCGAAUGCCCAAGCCAUUGGUCAACAUUGUAGGACGGCCGGUCUUGUUAUGGGUAUUGGAUCAUCUGAGCCUUCGCCCAACUGAUUCCGUCUUUUUGGCCGUUCCCGUGGCGAUCAUGCGGCAGUUCGACCUUGAAAGAAUCGUGCGACGCCUGCUUCCUCACGUUGACUUCAAGAUUGUGGUCUUGCCUUUUGAAACCCGCGGAUGGCUAGAAACCGUCUUGUCCGUCACCAGGCAGAUGUCUGCCAAAGAGAGCAGGAACUGCCUUGUUACCUUAGAUUGCUCCACAAUCUAUCACGGCGUGGACGUCUUGCACUUAUGCCGAGUUUCGGAAGGACAUGCUUCAGUGUAUAUUGAUUUGGACAAGGCCCCGGUGUCUGGGACGUCCGCGCAGCGUGCGACGUUUUCAUUCAUCAAGCUCAACGAAGAUGGAAAGAUCUCAGAGGUGAAGGAGAAGUCUGUGAUUUCCUCACAGGCGAAUUGCGGCACGUACAUCUUUGUCAGCGCGGCGGAGUUUCGUUCGCAGGCUGAGGCCUUGCUCGAGCAUCCCGAGGAGGCGGCAAAAGGUGGUCUCUAUGCCUCAAGCCUUAUGACAUGGAUGAUCGGGCAUGGUGCAGAAUUCCGGGGCAUCCCAAUUCUUUACAAUGAUGUGGCAAUGGUGUCAACUCUUGCACAACUACAAGCCUUCAUUCGGAAGGUUUCCUGCGGCCAGGUGCCGAUGGCCCGGAAGAUGCGCUUCUGCUUCGACCUGGAUGGGACAUUGGUGUCUCAUCCCCCGGACAAGACCACACGAUGCCAGCUGUUGGUGUCAGCUGUAGAAUUGGUGCGCCAACUACAUUCGGCAGGCCAUACCAUCAUCAUCACCACAUCCCGGGGAAUGCCGCACGGUGGAGGUGUUGAUCGAGCGGUUGCAGAGCAGGGCUUGGAAACCUUCAAGUUGUUGGAGGAGUUCGCAAUACCAUACGACGAGCUGCACUUUGGCAAGCCUCAUGCCGACGUCUACGUCGACGCACAUGCCAUCAACUCACAAGGAGACCUCAAUCGUGACCUUGGCUGGUAUGUGGGCUCUGGAGAAAGUGGGCAAGGUGGGCUUGAUGGUGCCAUUGAUGCACGCUCUUUCAACAUGGUGCGUUCAGCCGGGCAGUCACAUGUCAUCAAGUCUUCAAAGGUGGAUGUCCUGAAGGGCGAAUGUCAUUGGUACCGGUCUAUUCCUUCAGGCCUUGCCCGCUACUUCCCGCAGCUGAUAGAAAUCGAAGAAGGCGAUGCAUCUAGCAGCGAUGCUGUGUCAAGCAUUACAAUGGCCAGAGUUCUUGGGGUGACUUUCUCUCAUCUGGUGACCGCUAGGUUGCUUCUACCAGAGGGGAUCCGGCGAUUGGUGCGAGCACUGCAUGCCAUCCACACAGAGAAGCCCGAAGAGGGCUCCCAGUUAUCCAAAGAGCGGAAAGCCGGAAAUGCCGAUCUUUGUGCCAACUACGGCUCCAAGGUGAAGAAGAGAGCCAUGGAACACCUCAGCUUAUAUGAUUCUCUGGCAGAGGAGCUGGGCAUAAACGUCCGGAGGAUGGCGGACGUUUUGGUCGGUUUUCUUGAGGACUUCGAGGCGUCACACAAAGCCCAGCAUGCAUUUUACAUCCAUGGCGACCCGGUCUUCUCCAACAUACUGAGGACCAACGACGAUAGGAUCCUUAUGAUUGACAUGCGUGGACAACUGGGAAAGUGGAUAACUACACAAGGGGAUGUCCAUUAUGACCUGAGCAAGGUUUUCCAGAGCCUGUGUGGCUACGACUUCAUGCUACUAGACCAAGUUCUGGAUGAGUCUGCUUCUGAGACUUUCGAUGCCUUGAGGGCUGCAUAUUGGGAAGAGGUCAGGCAAAGAUACCCUGACGUUUCACAUAGACAAGUUCGGCUUCUGACAGCGGCGCACUUCUUUACGAUUGUGCCACUGCACGAGGCCCAGGACGAGUCAUUGCAAGGACGGAAGAAAAAGUCUGCGUUUUCGGGCAAGGCACCUAGCCUCUGGGAUGGCAACGCAGCAGAGAUCGAUCGUGAGGCUCUUGGCAGAUAUCGCUUGCGCUUCCCGGAAGCGCCACCCGCCGGAUUUCACUGGAAGAAUGCAAUGGAGACUCAGUAA
Symbiodinium sp. CCMP2592 is the source of this 2367-nucleotide messenger RNA. NCBI's taxonomy places the organism in Eukaryota, Dinophyceae, Suessiales, Symbiodiniaceae. The record is from the annotation of a GenBank genome assembly.